Molecule: messenger RNA, 1542 nt
Organism: Sus scrofa (pig)
Lineage: Eukaryota; Metazoa; Chordata; Mammalia; Artiodactyla; Suidae
Source: RefSeq, a predicted model, not a curated record
UCCUUCACUUUGGCCAUGGACCAGCCCGGCAGGAGCAAGCCCAGGUUGGGGCCACCUCUUCCACCCCCUAGAUGCGCAGACCCCCCAGCUUGGAGGAAAGAUGCCCCCCAGCCAUCUCCUCUGUCUGUCCCAGGGACCUGGAGACACAGGGAGGAGGAGGAAAAGGAGGAGGAUGAAUAUGAGCUGCCCCCCUGUGAGGCUCUGCCCUUCCGCCGAGCCCCCGCCCACCUUCCUGGCACUGAGGACUCUUUGUACUUGGAUCACUCUGGCCCCCUGGGUCCUCCCACGUCACCACCACCACCACCACCACAGCCUCAGCCCGGGAUGGUGAACAGCCUCCCCGCCCGCCCCACCCCAGGCUGCCAUUUCCCAGCCACAGCCUUGUGCCCACAGCCCAAGGCAGUCACGAGCCUGCAGGAAGCCCUGAAGCAGGGCUGGCCCUUUGGAAAGCGAGAGCUGGGUGCACCGGCCCGAGGGGUGCCAGGCCCUGCAAAGAAGCCGGAAGAGGACAUCUACCUGGAGUGUGAGCCCAGUCCAGCCUUCACUCAGACUCUGAGCUCCCAAGUCCCCACAUCCCUAGUUCCUCUGCCAAGGACAUCAGAGGGGCCCAGGCCCACUGCAGCCCCCCAGGAAGCUCAGAAUGGAGCAUCGAAUGUCACCUCCAGAGGAAGAUCCUCUCUUUCCUCUGUAGCUGCCACCCAGAACACCUCGGCUGCUGAGGGACAGGAAGGCGGUCUGCUGGGCCAACCUUGGUAUGCAGGGAACUGUGACCGCCAUGCUGUUGAGAGUGCCCUGCUCCGACUCCAAAAGGAUGGGGCCUACACCAUACGCCCCAGCUCAGGCCCUCAUGGCUCCCAGCCCUUCACUCUGGCAGUGCUUCUCCAUGGCCGGGUCUUCAACAUUCCCAUCCGGCAGCUGGACGGCGGGCGCCACUAUGCCCUGGGCCGGGAGGGCAGGAACCACGAGGAGCUCUUCUCCUCCGUGGUCGCCAUGGUCCAGCACUACGUGCAGCAUCCCCUGCCGCUCGUGGACCGACACAGCGGCAGCCGGCAGCUCACCUGCCUGCUCUUCCCCACCAAGCCCUGACGUCACUGCGCAUGUGCAGGCCCACUGCUGGCCCCCAGUUUGUUCCGCCGGCUGUCCUCUCCCAGGUCACCAUCCCUCCAGCGCCCUCAUCCCGUGCCCCAGUCCCUGCAGGCUCCCCUGAAAGGCGUUGGGAAAGGUGCCCCAGAGACAGAAAGGGUCUGCGAGACUCCACGCCAUUCUCACCCAGAGCCUGGCCCUGCCACUCGCUCCUGCAUCUCCUGGGAAGCAGGGGACAGGCAGGGCCCCAUUUUCAGCCCCAGGCGUGGCCCCCCAAGCUGCUCUGCAUGAAGACCUGUUUGGGGAAGCCGAUCCUCAGGGGGACUGCAUGGGAACUGCUUGGCUGCGAAGCGGAUCCUCUCACAUUCCAUAAGGGGUGUAACACAGGGCUGGCAUCUACCCUCGAGGCACUUGGUCACUCUGCCCGUAGUUUGCUUUCAAUAAAUAUUUGUCAAAUGA